Molecule: messenger RNA, 608 nt
Organism: Drosophila busckii
Lineage: Eukaryota; Metazoa; Arthropoda; Insecta; Diptera; Drosophilidae
Gene: ND-B17
Exons: 3
Coding region: 20-517 (165 amino acids)
Biological process (GO): mitochondrial electron transport, NADH to ubiquinone
Source: RefSeq, a predicted model, not a curated record
CUUGCAGAAAAGAAAGAAAAUGGUUGCAGGUGGCGCAUCAGAUACGGGCGGCGUCAAGCCCAUGGCCAUUGCGGGCCGCAUGGUUCGCGAGCGUGAGCGUUUGAUUGGCAUGACAUCUGAAGAACGUGCCUGGCGCAAACAGUGGCUAAAAGAUCAGGAGUUGCAUCACGGAGCACGCAAGGUGCCUGCUUUGGAGCUCGAGCUUAACAAUCCUAUUAAGCGUUUCUACCGCGCACCCUUAGACAAAGUGUGUGAAGUUUUAACACCGGCGCUGGGCUUCCAACGCGCCUACACAAUACGUUACUGGACCGGCAAGGCACUGAUUGCCAUGGCGGGCAUUUAUGCCGGUGCCUACUAUUUUAAGUACAAUCAAAAUGAUUGGACGCGCAAGGGCGGCUGGCGUGUGAUUUCUUCGCGUAAGGCUUGUGUGCCCGGCGAUGAAGGCUAUCCCCGUGUUUCGGAUCGCUCGGCUCCCGCUGACUAUGCGGCGCGCGGCUUCAAACAGGCGCCCAUAUAAAAAUGUAUACACUCAAAUCCCAUGCUUUGCUUAAGUUUGAAACAAAUAUAUUAAUAGUAGCAAAACGAAACCGUAAUAAACUUUAAAAACA